GUUCCUCCUCAUCGCAACGCACCUGAUCCGUGUUCCUCGGCUUCUCGAUGGAAGCGGUCCUGAUGGAAGCGAGUACUUCUGGUUGCGUAGACUGGGGCAAAGGAGAACUCGGACAAGACCCCGCCGAUGGCGUUCACCACGCAGAUGUCGAGGGAGCACCAGCUGUGGAGCUUGCUGGACCUCAGUGACCAGGUCAAGGCCCGCGACACGCAUGGCCAGAAACAGUUUGCCAAGGCUCUGCGGUCACUAUCGCACCAUCCCGUCGACGUGGUCGACGACAUGUAUCAUGCAGCGGAACAAAAGGGUUUCCUUCUAGUACAGGCCAACACGACGCGGCUCGACACGUCGCUCGUGUACCAGCGCGAGCUGUACGGGAUCAAGCUGUACGAGAAAAUGUCGAACAGCGACUCCACGAGCGGUACACUGGUCGUGCAGGGCGUAAGCGCCGUCGCAGGCACGGUGCCGUCGAUCCUCAACACGUUCAACAUGCGCCACUCGAAAGCAUUCACGUCAACCAUGCAAACGCUUCUCCCAUCGAUCGUGUGCCAAGGAGCCACGGUCGCGUCCGACAACGACGCAACGCAUGUGCAUUGGAUGUCUGUCGUGGGCCUGAACGACGACCACCGACUGAGUGACGUCUUGUUCAUGUCCGCGUCGCAGCUGUACGAAUCGUCCCCGGCAACGUGCGACGACCUGUCGCUGGUUGCAACGAAGGCCACCGACAACGUCGCGUACGGGACGCACAUUUGGGAGUCAAUCACGCUGUCGUCUCCAGCGCUGCAGCACUUGGCUCUCUUUGGCCCGGCCGACACAAAAUGCGUUCGCUUGCAUGUGGUCAAUUCAGGUUUCUUCAUCGAGCCCGGCGAUGUUGACGACGUUUGCCGCGUUACGUUUUCGUUUUCAUGUCAUUUGACCGGCGCGGACACCGCACACCACCCAAGACUGCGGCAAUGGAUGGAAGGGGUGGUCGUGACGGGGCUGCAGCAGCUCGCCGCGACGUGCCGGUCCUCGCACCUGCAGCUCGUCCCUCGGCAAAAGUGGGCCGAAUCCAAUUCGUGUCACCUGUGCACGACAUCGUUUCGGUUCAACGUGCUGAGGCGGCGCCACCAUUGCCGUCUGUGCGGUCAGUCCAUCUGUAGCGCCUGUUCGACCUUUGUCACGCUCGAGACGGUGGUCGACCCGUCGUUGGGGCAUCGCAGCCUGUCGGCGAAACUGACCCAAGCGGACUCGGUGCGCAGCUGCUUGCUGUGUGCGUUUGCAGAAAAGUCGACCAAGGUGCCGCCCAAGACGCCGUCGUCUCCAUCGUCUUCCUCGGGCACGCGAACGCCCGCCGUCUCGAUCGCGUCAACCACCGGUUUGUCCUCGAUGACCCAAGACGUUUCCUCCAAGGCGAGCAGAAUGAGUACGACGAGCCAGCAUUCGCAGCGCGUGCCGUCCGCUUCCAGAGCAUCGCUGGCGCUGACGGCCACAACCACCGGGAGCAGUUUUCGGGAUAGUUUUCCCACUCGGACGUCGUCAACGCACGAUAGCUUCCCGUCGUCGCCGGUGCGUCAUGGCAAUUGGAUGCGCGCGUCAUUGGGUAAAUUCGUGUUGGAUCCGGCUGACAUGGCUGCGAGAGCGGCUCUCGUCCAUCGAAACGACCGUGCCAACGUGAACGAGCUGUCGACAGCAGUGCCGUCGGGUGUGCAGUCGUCCCCGACGAUGCACUCGCACGAUUCGAGCGUCGAAUGGACUCGAUCGAGUCUGUCGACGACUACUGGCAAGUCUCGGCAUCGACGGCGAUCGUUGCAAACCGCCAUGCCCGAUCAUGACGCGGCAGAGGGUCGGAGACGUGCCGCCGUUGGAGACUCGUUGACCAUGUCGUGUUAUGGAGACGUGCGCAUGUCGGAGCGGCACGCCCGCCGCGCGGCCAUGCUUGAACGGUCCAAUUCAUAUUUGGAAAUGGCCAUGCUCAAGGCGACGACGCCGACGCGGGGGUGGAUGCCUUCCGAGAAGGUCAACCGACCGCCGGCCGACUCGCUUCUCUUGCAGGAGUUUGGCAUCACCGAGUUAGUGUCGGGCCCAUCACUCAAGGUACCAUUCGACCCGCACCGCGACCAGGAACAGCGCGCGACUGCCGCUCCUGUGGCGUGAUACAAGAGUUAACAAGCGCGCACUGGACCGUCCAUCGGACGGCUCACGUGUGCGGCAAACAUAGUGGACGUGUCGUUAAGUGGAAUGUGCAUUGCAACGUGGAAUGGCAUGGUCGUCGCUUGGGUGGCCGCGCUGCUGCGACGGAUCGAAACACUCUCGCCCGUUGGCCGCAGGCCGCCGAGCGAGUAGUCGUCUGCCCAGCACGUACCUGUUGAACGCUGUACGUCAUGUCAAGACGGCGAAUGGCGUCGUCGGCGCUCAAGUACCACGCCUUUCGCGCCCGGAGCAGAGCCGCGACGUCGACGUAGCUCAUGCCGAUAUUGGCGCGGAGAACCACUUGACACUACGUCGAGUAAAAACGAGAUGAACAGACCCGAGACGAGGGCAACUUACGUGGUCGAGCCAUUCGUCGUCCGAGUCGAACGAGUCCCUACUCACGAGCGCGCCGACCUGGUCAGCCAUGUUGCCCAGGUAUUAAUUGCAACCUUACCGGCAAUGGCCGAUCUCGCGCUCCACGGCGGCGAGCUCAUGCUGCAAGAAUGCCCACAUCUACCAAAACGAUUCACCCCGCGGCGGCCAGACGACGCCCCGUCGAUGGCGAUGCACACCUGCUCCAACGAGUACGCGUUGAACCAGUUGUGGUUGACCGAGAGGGUGUCGCGGUCGAGAUUCUGGACUUGGUGAUACCAUCCACUCGGCACGAACAACGCUUCGCCGACGCCCUACACCGCACACGGAUCCUUCCAGACAAACGCAUGUCGUUGUGGUCGGCGGCCAAAUGCCACAGCCGGACCGACAUGUUGUACCUGCACGACGCGGACGUGGUGGGCAGUUGCGAGGUGAGGAAACUGCGUCGCGUCGAACUCGGUUGCGUUGGUGGCGGUGCAUCGGCCGCUUCGAUCCCACAGCUUCCACGUCUACCCCACGUCGAUGAGUCUGUGCAUGACAACAGGUCGUCGCACUUCGGUGGGUGGAAAGAGCAGCCAUUCCUUUCUACCGCAAAUAUUGAUGGACCAACUAUACGACAGCAAGACGUCGUGGUGCAGCGGCGUCGUCGAGCCCGCGGGGCCUACUCAGCACCACGACAGGUGAACGAUGGAGACACUGCCACGUCAUCACAACCCGACAGCAAUCGUACCCAAGUACACAAACCGAUAGUCGUCGCGAGUCGGCGUGGUGGGCUGGUCCCACCACCUAUGAACGAACGCACCAAGGUCAAGUCAGGGCAGCCAAGGAAGAACGUUCUGAACCAGUUGAGCCAGUCGUCCUGAAAGAAAAUUGGAGUCCUACAUGCGGGAAUGAAUUGGCAAGAGUAAUGCCAUGGAGUGCGAUCGACGUACGUGUAGGCGGCGGUCUCUGGAAAAUCCCGCGUAAAAUGCCAAUCUUUCAUGUAUUGCUG
Molecule: messenger RNA, 3532 nt
Organism: Aphanomyces invadans
Lineage: Eukaryota; Oomycota; Saprolegniomycetes; Saprolegniales; Verrucalvaceae
Exons: 2
Coding region: 127-2133 (668 amino acids)
Biological process (GO): phosphatidylinositol phosphate biosynthetic process
Cellular component (GO): endosome membrane
Molecular function (GO): 1-phosphatidylinositol-3-phosphate 5-kinase activity; metal ion binding
Source: RefSeq, a predicted model, not a curated record